Messenger RNA from Anarrhichthys ocellatus (wolf-eel), 4170 nucleotides. RefSeq names its product lysophosphatidic acid receptor 6-like. Gene Ontology annotation, molecular function: lysophosphatidic acid receptor activity. Gene Ontology annotation, cellular component: plasma membrane. The coding region runs from base 444 to 1523 and encodes 359 amino acids. The record is from RefSeq and is a predicted model, not a curated record. Lineage: Eukaryota; Metazoa; Chordata; Actinopteri; Perciformes; Anarhichadidae. The transcript has a single exon. Gene Ontology annotation, biological process: phospholipase C-activating G protein-coupled receptor signaling pathway; positive regulation of Rho protein signal transduction.
CCCUUCCCCCUCCCCCCAGGGCUGCUGCAAGAACAGACAGGAAACACAAGAAGGGAAGAACCACUCGACUGCUCGCGGAGUUGAAGAGAGGCACAUGACUCUUCCCUCAAAGGGGAUAAACUUCUCAACUGGAAAAGACUGAAAACUUCAUUUCAACGAGGAUUACUGGAUGUGCAGGACAGCCUUCUUGUACGGAAAGGAGGGACUUUGGAUACUAAUACAGGUAUUUUGUGGAGUUGCUGUAUACUUUUCCAGUAUUUUCAUAACAAGAACCACACAACCUGGGGACUCUUCAGUGUUUACUCAACCUAAAUGAAAGGAUAAUAGUCCCACAUGGUUGGAUUAACAAGCUGCACAUGGAUUUUUGUGACUGACACAAGCAACCGGGUGAGGGGAACCUUUGAACUCUGUAUACGUUACAGACGUAUCAACCCGGUUUAAAAAUGUUGAACAGCACGAACCAAACUUUUAACAUCACUCCAAAUAAUUGCAACAAGACUGAUGACUUCAAGUACCCUCUGUAUAGCUCGGUUUUCAGCGUGGUGUUUGUGGUUGGACUCUUAUUCAACACGGUGUCUGUGUACAUUUUUGGCUGUACACUGAAGCUGCGUAACGAGACCACGACAUACAUGAUAAACCUCGUCGUUUCAGACUCUCUCUUUGUCCUGAGUCUGCCCUUUCGGAUCGCUUACUUCAUCAAAGGCAAGUGGCUAUUUGGAAGGGUGCUCUGCAAGAUCUCCGUGGCCCUGUUCUACACCAACAUGUACGGCAGCAUCCUCUUCCUCACCUGCAUCAGCGUCGACCGUUUCCUGGCCAUCGUGCACCCGUUCAGGUCCCAAGCUAUACGUACUAAGAGGAAUGCCAAACUGGCCUGCUGCGCAGUAUGGGUGAUGGUUCUUUCCGGAAGUAUACCCACUGGGUUCCUUUUGAACACCACCUCCCUCACAAAUGUCGAAGCCUCCUCAAACUACUGCUUUGAAAACUACUCUAAAACCCAGUGGAGGGCUGAGCUGUCCAAGGUGGUGGUGUUUAUUGAGACCGUGGGCUUCAUCAUCCCCCUGAUGGUCAAUGUGUUCUGCUCGGUCAUGGUGCUACGGACGCUGAGUAAACCCCAAACCAUCAGCCGCGGAGGGUACCUCAACAAGAAGAAAAUCCUGAGGAUGAUCGUCGUGCAUCUGCUCAUCUUCUGCUUCUGUUUCAUUCCCUACAACGUCAAUCUCAUCUUCUACGCCAUGGUCCGCACCAACGUCCUAAAGGGGUGCGACGCAGAAGAUGUGGUCAGAACCAUCUACCCCAUCGCUCUGUGCUUGGCAGUGACCAACUGCUGCUUUGAUCCAGUCAUUUACUAUUUCACUUCAGAGACCAUUCAGAGCUCCUUUAAGCGCAAGUCCACCGUGUGGCACGCCAAGCUAUUCGACAGGCUACAGGUGGACAGCGCACAAAGCAGUCCGAACACGACACCCAAACACCUGACCCUGACCAAUCUCAGAACGAAAACGCUCGACAACGAGUCUACGAUCUAGCGGCGACUGUGUUUAUGGGACAUGAUUAAUGAUUCACUGAUUGCUGGUGGAAAUUCGAUUUGAAUCUGAGGACGUAGGUGGAAGCAGAGUGGCCUUGAAGAUCAUAACACAUGAACAAUGGUUACUAAGGAGUCACUCUCUCGUGCGCUUGACACCACCGAGACUUAGGACACUGAUCUGUUUACAGUCAACAGAAGAGUGGGACACGUCAAAGAGGAAACAUUUAAAGUGUGUUGCAGCCUAAAGACCCUUUAUCAAGGUGCUAAUUCACCACUCACAAAGUUUGAAAACUCUUUAUUCUCAUGAGUUUAUGUGUAUUAGUGGCGAUGACGGGUGUCGAAGCCGUGCACGGUGCUGCGAGUGAGCAUCGGCCUUUGUGAGACAUUGUAAUUGUAGAGAUUCUCACUCAGAAAGGCUUUGGCAAUGCUGAACAAGUAUUACAACAAUGUGUUAUGUAGUGUACUGUGCAGGGUCUAAGUAGCUGUGGCAGAAUGUUCAAUAACAGCUUUACCUGUUCUACUGAAAGCAAAUAAAAGUUGUUAAAUUAAAAGGUUUUUGAUUUGAAAUUCACUACUCGUUGUGAAAUAUUUGACAUUAGCAGGGGGCCUGUUGUUCUUUGGGUGAUACCAAAACAUCUGUCUGGACUGAUUCGUCAUACAGGUGCCAACAACAGAGCUACAGGUACUGUGCCAUGAAUGCACAAGACGUCAAUGCGUUUUAAAAUGUAGAUUACAGGUGUGGUCAAUAUUUGACAGAUGCAUUGCACCGGCCAACGCUGCAGUAACACUGCCAGUGGCCUUAUCUAAAUAAGUGGACGUAUCUGUGAAAAAUGUUGUAGCUGAAAAACGAGGAAUUACAGAGAAAAACAUCGAACGUUACUGCAGUUGGAUGAGAAUAAUCUAAAUCGGUUUCCUACGGACUAACAGGUAAAGUGAAGACACACAUCUCGCAGUGAGAUAUUCUGCAGCUUGAUUGUGUUCAGUCUUGUAAAAGCUGCAUGCUGCAAGACCGAACGCUGCUGCAUUCCUGCUGAGAGGCCGAGCCCGAGGAUCCGCGCUGACGAGGGCGGACUCGUUACGGCACCGGAUUGUGAAACAUAAGCAGGCGAGCAACAACAUGCCCCAUGAGGGACGAGUAUGUUUACAAAACCGAGCACAACUCAAAACUGGCACCCUCGAGACAAGUAAAACAAUUAGCCGUUACUUGAGUCUCGCCCUUGCGAUGGGCUUCUAACGCUACGAAAUGCAAUACAGAGGAACGGGCUUCUAAUCAAGAUGCAGCUGGACUUUGUCUAUCCAACACUAAUCAAAUAUUUGUGCUGGAUUAAUGCUUUUGAGCAGAAAAUAUCAUUAUGACUCAAAGCUGACUUGAUAAUCAAAAAACCUUGUAAUAUAUCAAUAAUAAACGAUAAUAGUGACCAUAACAUAAGAUGUAUUUUUUAUGAGCGCAGGAGAAUAAAUUAGUUCUCGAUCAAGACAUGCCGUGUCCUUCAUUUGUUAUUUAUAUCUAAUUCCAAAUUUGUCUCACGAGGGCCAAGUGGUGUGUAGCGAAGUCGUAAUAUGUAUUAUAAAUAUAUAAUUAUUCAAACAUCCCAAUUUGAUUGUCAAAGAUCUAAAGUGGAGAACAGAUGAAUUACUUCUUCUCUCAGGUGCAAAGACUAACAUUUUGACAGAACAUACAUUCUAAUCAUUUGUAUUCAUUGUGACUCGAGGCCGACACACACGAUAUACACGGCCGUGUGAUUAUUACAGCGCCUUCUUUCAGUGAAUUAUUCCUCUACCUGUGUAGUUAAUGAUCAACUCCAAUCCCUUGUCCGGGUUUUUAACAAGCAGCCAUAAACAUGACGAUAAUGAAACAAUCUGUGGCCAACUGUAAGAUGACCAAAUUAAGUUGAAUGUGACAGCUAGUUGGUUAAGACCAGAUGACUGUCUAUCCUCGAGCCAACCUAGUGACCCUGACCUGUGUGUGAGUGUAGGCGUGAACGGCUCCGGUAGCAUGUUGCACCGUUACAGCCUCCUAACAAGUCAUCCUGCUGCUGGACACCAGCUCCGUCACACUGCCAUCGAUGAGAAACUCAGACCGGUGAGUGAUGAUGUUUUCUGUUUGAGUUUUACACACACAGUAGAGCAACACAUGGAGCCAGUAACAGACUGUAUGAAGAUAUUAUCAUUCAGGUUUAUCUGAAGACAAGAUAUGGAAUAAUGUUCAUUUUAUGCAAUAUUUGAGAAUUUCUUGUGCUUUUACAAUUAAGGGUUAUGUGAUGACUGAAUGAUUAUACAGAAGUUGUGUUCAGAUCACCAAAGCACACGAUAGUUUAGAACAGUUUGAAAAAAAAAAAAAAAGUUUUCAAUUCCUUAUCAUGUCAUUGAAAUAAAAUGUCUUCUCAAAUAAAUUUAAGAGAAUAAAAAAAAGAGAACAGAAAAGGACAAGCUGAAUGCUGACUGAAAGUAAGAGUAUAGUGAGGAUCAGCGUUCUUGUAUUUUGUGUUGUAAUUGUAUUUUUGAAAUGAAUGUUCAAAGGCAAAGUGUCUUCAGAGCAUUAGUGUUUGGAGAACAGUGGGAGCGCUCUAGUAAUUCCUCAGUCAGUGGUAUUGUUUCAACUCAAUGUUCAUUUGGUGUCUUCAGUGUGUGGAGUUGUUUAAAGGCCG